Molecule: messenger RNA, 2223 nt
Organism: Clupea harengus (Atlantic herring)
Lineage: Eukaryota; Metazoa; Chordata; Actinopteri; Clupeiformes; Clupeidae
Gene: ppp1r3db
Product: protein phosphatase 1, regulatory subunit 3Db
Biological process (GO): regulation of glycogen biosynthetic process
Cellular component (GO): protein phosphatase type 1 complex
Molecular function (GO): protein phosphatase 1 binding; glycogen binding
Source: RefSeq, a predicted model, not a curated record
UAUGAGCAAACCGCAAAAUGUCACAGGGUAGCCCGGCGUGCCUUUUAAACGAUUUUACCACAAGGAUGUCCCACUAUUUACACUAUCAUCCGUGACAGUAUUUUCAUGUUUGUAUCCAGAUUUCCCCAGAUGUGGCUUAAUCCUACAGACCGCAGUGUUUCGUGGGAAAUGUAGUGUUAAACCUGACAGGAUUUUUUUUUUCUCGGCACCUGUAGGCGAUGCCAUUUGACCGUCUACUCGGUUUACGCUCUGUGACGCUCUGGUGCGUUCUGAACAGGAAGGGUGUUAGAUUACGAAAGAGUUUCAAACCAGUAGCCUUUCGUUUCGCUUUCUGAAGUCACUUGGAAAAUGCCCAGAAAGUCAAAUUGUUUAAUAGCCUAUUUUUACCCCAAAAAGGUUCCCAAGCACUACGUGCUGGUAAGCAGGUAGUCUAUUCUGUAUGGACCAAUAACAAGCCGUGUUAUCAACUUCUAUUACACUUCCCGUAGGAGUGUUUAAAUGUCAGGGGUUACGUCUUCCGAAACUGGCCGGACAACGACCCCAACAAUCACGUACUCUGCUUGCCUUUAAAUUAACUUGGUCCAUUAUUAAAUGAACUCCAUCAUUUUUGAAAAUCCACCAGUUGAACUCAUAGCCAACCUCUAAAUGUGCCUGAUACACCACUCGUCGCCAAACUCUGACUUUGCAAGGAAGUAGGCUAUUGAUAUUUUCGUUUCACUACUACGCUUACUAAGCCUAAUAGGGAUUUGAUAUCUAAGAAGAUAUAGCUUGCUGUCAAGGAUUCUGCCUUCACUUGUUGGUAAGCGAGGACGUGUAAAGAGAACUGACCGCAGAUGUGCUCUUGCACAGAAUCAUGGCCAAAUUCAGUCCACGACCUCCUGGCCCAAAGAGUGACCUGGGCCUUCAGUUCACCACGGGUGUGAGUCGGGUGUCCGAGCCGACCAAGGUCAUCCGCCUGAGUGACAUCUACGACCCCAAGCCAAACGCAGAGCGCCAGCCUGUGAGGAUCCGGCCUCCCAGCCCCCGGUCCCCUUCUCCCAGGGAGCCAGAGUUCAGACGCAGCCUGUCCUGUGAGCCCCCCCCGAAGCCCAUCAUGAGGCGCCGAGCCCAGUCCCUGCCCUCCACGCCCAACCGCCGCCGCAGCCAGACCCAAGCACAGGUGCGCUUCGCUGACUCCCUGGGCCUGGAGCUGGCAAAGGUGAAGGUGUUCAAGGCUGGGGAGGACCCGCUGGUGCCUCACCACGUGUUCUCCAGACUCCUGAUGAACUCGGAGCUCUUCACCGGGAAGGAUCUGGAGCUCUCCCUGCCUUACUUUAAGCCCUGCUUCCCAGAGGACGUGGGGGCUCAACCGGCAUUCCUGGAACGCCUGCGUCAACAGAGGGUGUGUCUGGAGAGGGUUCUGUGUUCCGAGGUGGGUAUCAUCGGAAAAGUUCAAGUUCUAAACCUGGCCUACGAGAAGGAGGUUGUGGUGCGCUACUCUUUCACCGACUGGAAGAGCGAGGCCGAGACAAAGGCUGGUUGGUUGACCGCCGUGAGCAGUGACGACAAACCCGACCAGCCAAACGCGGACAUCUUCUGCUUCCGUUUGCCCGUUCCCCCUUUCAUUCUGCAACCUGGUGCUACCCUGGAGUUUGCCAUCUGCUUCCGGGUCAUGGGGGCAGAGUACUGGGACAACAAUGGGGGGGUAAACUACAAGCUUACCUGCCAGUGCUAUAAACUAUCUGUUCCAAGAGAGUGUGAAGAUAGCUUGGUGCACUUUACUUAGUUCACCACAGGAGGGUGCCAUGAAGAUUCACAUAGUUGUGGAAUAAGCACUUUGAAGUAGACUGUAGUGUGCCACUGUUUUUAAGUUCCUCGUCUGGCAUUGAUUAAACCCCUAAAGACUCAUCGCUGUUCCUCAAAAUGUAUUAAAAAAAUUCCCUUCAUGGCCUUACAAUGCAAUGUAAUGGAUGUAUUUGCGGAGCUAUGAAUAUGCAGAUUUAUACAGUCUUACGUUCCUAGACAGCAGUCAGGUCUAGAGUCUGUUCCUAUUUUGAUGCUACUUCAGUAAUCAUAAACAACUUGUAUUUCAGUAACAUCUGCUUGAGGCAGAAUCAUACAAUGAUCUUAGCACUAUGCAGGGAUUAAAGUAUUCCGGCACCGUGCCGGAUUUCCGGCGUCCGGCGUGCGGCGUUUGGCUGCGAAAAAAAAUCUUAUAUUAAAAAAAAAAAAAAAAAAAACACG